Calypte anna (Anna's hummingbird) is the source of this 2182-nucleotide messenger RNA. RefSeq names its product tRNA methyltransferase 61A (gene TRMT61A). Gene Ontology annotation, biological process: tRNA methylation. Lineage: Eukaryota; Metazoa; Chordata; Aves; Apodiformes; Trochilidae. The coding region runs from base 186 to 1112 and encodes 308 amino acids. The transcript is spliced from 4 exons. The record is from RefSeq and is a predicted model, not a curated record. Gene Ontology annotation, cellular component: nucleus; tRNA (m1A) methyltransferase complex.
UGGCGGGGGCGGAGGCAGCGGGAGCGUCAGCAGCCUGCGACCGGGGCGGAAAGAGGCGCUGGGCGGGCACCGCGUGUGAGGAGAGCCGGGUCGGGCCGGGCCGGGCCGGGCUGGGCUGGGCUGGGCUGCUGGCGGGGCUCAGCCCCGGGAGGUGACAACCAUCAGCCAACUACAAGACUGUCACAAUGAGUUUUGUGGAAUAUGGUGAUACAAUAAAGGAUGGUGACACAGCGAUUGUGUUCCUGGGACACGAAUCCAUGUUUCCUGUGAAAGUCCAGCAUGGCACUGUAACUCAGACAAAAUACGGGGUCAUCAGGCAUUCCACGGAUCUCAUAGGCAAGAAGUAUGGCUCCAAAGUGACCUGCAGUAAAGGAGGAUGGGUGUUUAUCCUUCAUCCAACUCCAGAACUGUGGACCAUGAAUCUUCCGCACAGGACACAGAUUCUGUAUUCCACUGACAUCUCUAUAAUUACCAUGAUGUUAGAACUGAAGCCAGGCUCCAUAGUAUGCGAAUCAGGUACGGGCAGUGGAUCCCUCUCCCAUGCUCUCAUCAGGACUGUGGCUCCCACAGGGCACCUGUACACAGUGGAGUUCCACCAGCAGAGAGCUGAGAAGGCCAGGGAGGAGUUCCGAGAGCAUGGGGUGGAGCAUCUGGUCACUGUGACCAACCAGGAUGUCUGCAAAAAUGGGUUUGGUGUCACAGACAUUGCAGAUGCUGUGUUCCUAGAUAUUCCAUCUCCAUGGGAAGCCAUAGGACAUGCAAAAUCAGCAUUAAAAGCUGAAGGUGGCCGCAUCUGCUCUUUCUCCCCCUGCAUCGAACAAGUCCAGAGAACUUGCCUGGCAAUGGAAGAAUGUGGUUUUACAGAGAUUAACACCUUGGAAAUUCUGCUUCGAGUUUACAAUGUAAGGACAAUCAGCUUGCAAAUCCCUGACCUUGGAAAAGCAGCUGAGGAUAAUUCUAGCACUGGUUUUGACAGCAGCAACCCAUCAAACCCAGGUAGCCUGGGUGCUAAUCUGGAGCAGGGAGCUGUGCAGUUCAAAAGCGGCGUGCCACUCAGGGAGAUGGUGGGACACACUGGCUACCUGACUUUUGCCACCAAAAGCCUCUUGUAGUACACGUAGAGUUUGUGCACUUCGGAGUGUUUAGUGUGUUUGUGUAUGUUUUCUGUCUUCAUGGUUCUUUUUUGUAGGGCGUCCAAAUUUUUACUUGUCAGGGAAUUCCAUAUAUAGUCAGAUUUGGUUGGGAUAUGCUUUGUUUAAAUAGCAUACAAGCAUUACCCAGAGCAGCAUCAAGGGAAUGUUGAAACUUUGGAAUGGUGCUUCUCUUGCUGUCAGAAAGAAGAUAAAUUAAUAGUCAGUGGCCAUUCACUGGAAUGUGCAGCGUGAAGAUCCCUCCUGAUAAGAUAGCAAACCAGACAGCACACUGAUUUAAAUAAGGUGGACUUUUUCCUCCUCUUUUCUGAAUUACUUUCCCAGGUUUAUGUUUUGGUGGUUUUUUUCUGUCACCACUAGACACUUUUUUUAAAACUUCUUUAGUGUUUGUAUUGCUCUUAGGAAUGUGAAAGUGCCUACUUGCUUAAUUUUAAAUAUGAAACUUGCCAGGUCAUAGGGUUGCCAGCAUGACUGAUCACAGAAUUAAUGUUUCCUUGGAUUAGCAUUUGGCUGUUCAGAGGAUUAUUGGCAGUGCUCAGGAACACAACCUCUUACUCAGUUCCAGGCUGGCAAAUCUGCAAAUCAUUUAGAUUGCACAAAGUUCAAAGACUUGUGCUAAUUGUUGAAUUUGGUUUUAAAGAAUAUAUUGUGCUCAUCAGUGUACAGUAAAAAUUUGGACCUGUAUUUAUACCACAGUCUUCUAAUAUAUCAUCCACUUUCAUAGCUGAUGAAUCCACUGUUAAAAUUCACUGAAGAGAUGGUUAAUAUCUGAACACCUCUUUGUAAGCAGUGUGUCCGUGGUUCUGUUCGUUUGGUAUUUUGUAUGCAUUAUGGUGUAUUAUCUUCCUGCAGUUGAAUGACUAAGAUUGCUUUUAGCAGGAUUUCUGUCUCCAAAUUGCAAAAACAAUGCAAACUUAUUAAAAUCCUUGAACAGCUUUAUUAAUUAAGUUUUCAGACCAUUAACUCUUUGGUCUUCCAUACAAAGCUGGUGGGCGUGAUGAAUGUAUUUGAAUGCUGGAUAAGGUUUUGUA